Leishmania mexicana MHOM/GT/2001/U1103 is the source of this 651-nucleotide messenger RNA. RefSeq lists its product as hypothetical. The record is from RefSeq and is a predicted model, not a curated record. Lineage: Eukaryota; Euglenozoa; Kinetoplastea; Trypanosomatida; Trypanosomatidae. Bases 1 to 651 code for a protein of 216 amino acids. The transcript has a single exon.
AUGCUCGAGAAGGUCGUGCCGAUCCCAUUCUUGGGCAAAGAGGUGUCCGGCUGGCUCUACCGCACCACGCGGUGGACGCGCGAGCACCCGUACACGGCGACUGCCAUCCUAGCCGCCUGCAUCGGGGGCUCUAUACUCUACGAAGCGCAGGUGACGCACAAGAAUCGCAUGCCGUCCCCCAACGUCAACAAUCACCUCGAGUAUCAACUAAAGGAGGCGUCGCUGUGGGAGCAGUGGUUCCGCCGUGCCAGAGCCCCACAGCAGGACAUGAAGGCCGAGGAAGUGGCGGCGCUCGAGAAUGCCGGUGACAUGCUUACGCCAGAGGAAAUAACGCGGCAGCAACGAAUGUCGCAGCGCACCAUCGCCGAUUCCGAGCGGCUUCUCGCGACCACCACCGACGCUGCAGAGCGCCAGUCUUUGGAGAUGGUCAUUGAGCGCGAGAAGGAGCUGAUGAAGGGCGUCAACAACACCACAAUGGUGGUGCGCAGCGGCCAACUGGAAGUGCGUGCCCCACACUGGGAGAUCCGCAAUAACGAGCGCAACUGGAGCAUCCUGUCGCGUGAUCAGCAGCAGCAGAAGGACCACUACUGGUACCGCCUCGAGCGCAGCCGCGAGGAUGACUUUGCGCGCAACACCUACUCCACGCCGUAA